AAAAAAAAGAAAAAAAAAAAAAAGAAAAAAGAAGCAUAAAGCAUAAAAUAUUAUUAAAGAAAGCCAAAAAAAAAAGGGAGCAAGAACAGGAACCACAAAGCUCAAAACUGAUUCAGCAGUUAGUUUCAUCGACUUGUGGGUUGAAGGCCCAGGUUCCCGCCGGUCGUUACGUACAGUAACAGCCUCUACCAAUGAUACCAUACGCCGGUUGGCUGUCACUCCUUAUGGUGGCACACACACGGACACACCUUUUCCAGAUCGUGGGGACUUGCGUUUUGCCAUCGUAAAACAGGGAUGCGAUGAUUCGCAACAAGGGUAGGCUAGCAAAAUGGAUGUUGUGCACGAAAUACGGUUGAGGCGGACCAUUGCGACUGGCAGACUGGCAGUCUAGCGGCUAAGGGGCCGUGGGUCAGGAUUCCAUUGCGCUUGAGCUAGCAAAACGAAGCGAAAAAAAGGAGACGAUAUUAUAACAAUAAUAAUAUAAAAGCAAAAAAAAAAAAAAAAAAAAAAAAAAAAAAAAAAAAAAAAAAAAAAAAAACGCCCUGCGUCUGGGCUCGAUGGUCUGGUAACAUGAUUAAUGGGGCCGAAGGUACAAGUAAGUACAGUACAUACAGAAAUCUGCCAGGAAUCGGCAGAGUAUCCCAGCCACUCUCGUUUCUCUGAGGAGAGGAGGAGGAGGAAGAAAGUAAGGCGUGGAACUAUCGCAAUCCUCAUGUUCACUUCAGGCAUGCAGGGGGCCAGCCAUGCUUGCACGAUGAUUCGGAAACGCCGCCCAACACUAUUAUUAUUAUUCUCCCCCCCUCCCCCUCCCCGGGGUCAUACAAAGCAGCAUAUACCCAUGUUUGAGAAUAGCGUGGUUCUUUGACUCGAACCCACCAUCGGCUUCGCCUCUUUCACAGGGAGAUCUCGGUGGGCUGGGUUGGUGAUGGCUUUCUUGCAUUACCGUCAAACUCCCAGAACCGAUUGAUAAACACUGUUGGCAGGAGGAAGAAGAGCAACGGGACUGACAACCUUGCUUUGGUAGCUGGCUGUUUGUUGUUGGGUUGGUGGGGUUGGGUGGCUGGUGUCAAACAGGGUACUGUCCAUAGUAUGUCCAGAUACUAUACGGAAUAGCCAAGUCCGAUUUCUUUACGUCAACUACGUCAAUGACAAUUCUUAACUUCCUGAAACGCUUCGUGAUGGAAAUAAAUGAUGCUGAGAUCUAAGAGAAAGAAAAAAAAAGUGAAAGGAAAACUUGGAAAUUUUGGUUUUGAGUCCAGCUCAUCAAAAGGGUUUGAUUCAUUAUUCAGCAGCAAGGGGGUGGUAAUAGUCAUCUUUCCAUCAAAGCUGGCCGUCAUACAAAGUUUCAUCAGUACGAUUGCAUUCCAAUUACCCGUUCGUGGUUAAGUUGCGCAAUUUCAUGGCCUUGUUGCGAAGUCUGGGGGCCGAUUUCAAAGCGGACAAUGCUGCCAUAUUUGGCCUUGAGGGCAUUGGGGAGCAUGUACUGUGCUCGAUGACGGGGCUCUGAGGAAAAAAUAAUCCAAUACACAAAUUAUGAUUCACAUUGAUUUCAAAAAUAACUUAAGAAAGAAAGACUAGGCCUAAAAAAGGAUGGGGCUCAGACGAAAUCCAGGGAUUAACAGUUAACUUAGAGCACAAGCAAACCCGUUGCUACCAACAGCUUGUAAAGCCGCAAUGCUUUGAGAAAGGACCAAAGCCGGCUUGAGGAUGGCAAUCGCUUUUUUCCCCUUCCCUCCCCUUUCUCUCCUGAUCUCACUGUGGCUCGGGUGCAUGGAUCUGGCGCUGGUGCGAGCCUCCGGGCGCCAAAGGAUGUUUUGCGAAAAUCGAGAGAAUAUGAAAAAGGAGGAUCUCCCUGGCCCUUCCACGGCUCACCCGCUUGAACAUCACAAGGAUUUAUUAGCCCCAGGAAUAGAGACCAAGGGCGCCAGUGGGUGGGGUCCAAAGGCAGCAAACCCUAACAACAGCCAGUUAGCGUCGAUACCGGAGCUCGAGAGCGCAGCCAAUAAUGGAUGAUGAUGCCGAGAUAUACGUGAUUUGGUCGAGGUGCCACACCAGAGUCCUGGACCGAGCGGCCAAUGGCUGGGGCCCUAAUUCUGCUCAGGGACGGAUGGAUGGUACUCCGUACAUGUAAUGUAACUACUGUACAUACUUUUAGAGGGAUGGCUGAUUGCUCCGAAUCUCUUUCUCUUUUCCUUGACAUGUUCGGUGAAGUUGACACAACCACAACCGUAGCCUAGAAGAACGCAACUUUUUGAGCUGACCAGGGUAUGUUGCUGGUCAGUGGUCACAGCCACAACUAGACACUGCGAGACAGAAAUCCAAUUCGCCCCCCCUCAAUUGAGAUACUCGCAAACUUUGGCCCAGUCCGUAGUAGAGACAAGCGACUCAAAAAGACCCCUGUUCCUGCGCAUGAAUUCUUUCUCUGGUGCUGGUGGCAACUGUCCCAACGACUUCCACUCCAGUGCAAUUGAUUCCACUCACAGGAAAAAGAAAUGAAAGCUAAGAGGGAAAAAGGCGUUGUUUUACAGCGCGGAGUUUCCAUGCGAUUUUCAACCGUUUCAGCCAGCCAUCACCCUUAGCGUGAGAUGACCAGCAGGCCAGCCAUUCCUGUGGAGCAAGCUAGCAACAAGCGUUGCUGCGCCGAGAAAACAUCAGUUUCUGAUCGGGUAGAUCGAACAUUCAAAAAUUCGAAAUUGAACGACUUUUAGUGCCAGCCGGCGACCCUCAAGCGCUAACUAGGCGGGGAAGAUCGCUUAAUCAAUCGUCAUAGACCGUCUGAGUUUGCAGGGAUAUGGUGCCCGGUUCUUAUUCGACCAUGAAACUCAGGGUCAAUCUGAGCUGUGGUAGCUAAAUCAGGCUAUGUUUUGUCACUAGACUGCGUAGAAAACGAUUUCUGGUCGCUAAUAUGCUGCACGUCUUAAAUGUGCAGGUAGACGUGCAAAUAUAUCUAUCAUUAUCAUCAUUUAUCAGGCGAAGACUGUAUAUUUCCUGGGGGUGUGUUGAGCCAUCACCACAAAAUCGAUACACAUUACCGAGCCUUCACUGUGGCUGCAAAAGGAAAAUCCACUCUUUUUGCUACCACUGACAUGAUGUUACAUGGGCCUGUAAUAAAGUGAUCAGCGCAUCAUCCAUACCUAGGCUAGCUUCUUAGACCGCCAUAGUAGCAUAGCGAGGGAUUUAACUCCGACUUAAGGCGUAUUUUAUCUGUGCUAAUUAGCUAUCAAGCAUCACCUUGUUUUCUGGCUAUCUGCUUCGGGAAGUUUCCAAACCAAAGUCGGUUUCACUGCUAUCAGAGUGUUGACGGUCUCUACCCUGGAAUGCGGCGAGAGAAAUUACUAGCAGAGACUCGAGAGAAAGGAAGAAGGGAUAUAACCUGGGAACCCGGCCCCCUCAUUACCAGAUUUUCCCCCACUGGCCACGGAAUCAUCCCCUUGACACGCAAGGAGAGUUGAUUGAGCUAAGAGUCCCAACAGCUAGUUCACACCUAUAUUCUGUGCAGAUGCAGGUCAUGAAAACGUCCCGAGACACUUAUACUAGCGGCUGAUUGGAUGAGGCUUCCUUGAUAUGAUCACUCCCUCUUCUCCUUCUCGGGAGGGGGAAGAGACCGAGUGUUCCGACAGGGCCAUAUCGAGAAUCGUCAACUCAGCCGUUGCGUUUGGGAUGGUGGAGGCUUGCUAGUGCUUAUUGGCGUUGCAAUGCUUGUUGACUAAGAAAAUCAAAAGUUGUUUUACGCAUACGUUGCGAGAGCUGGUUUCCUCAAUUCUACUGGUAAUCCGCCUUAGUUCCAUGCUCAAUGCCAAAUUAUCCUGAUACGAUUUAGCCGCCUGGGGGCCUGCCAUUCGCAUCAAUUCAUGGUCCUCCUCGAAUGGCCAUUGAAGCAUUGAUCAUGCGUUUUAGUUGGGCCAAAGUCGGAAAUGAUGACGGUCGUUAUUUUGCAACCGUAGUUAGUAAAUCCUCCAUACGCCCGGGUUAUAGGAGCCGUUUCCAGGUGCCUUGCUUGGUGGAUGCAACCAUUAUUGGAACCAACGGCUCCCCCGGUUCAGUUGCUUCUGGCAGAAAGUAAUCAACGACUCCGCAUUUUUCAGAUCUGAGGCCUUCUAAAAAGAAAAAAAGCGAUCUGCUGCAGAGACCAUUGAAGGUAAACUGGAAAACGGGUAUCCAAGACAAUUUCUUUCUCGCUCCUCAUGUUAUCUGCUGAAACUAUUAGGUUAUUAUUGGUCUUUAAAGCCGCUGACCUGGGUUCCUGUUCUCCCCUGAUGAUUUGCCGAGCGGUUUUGGUCCCAGUAAUUCGCUACUCCUCACCCAAAGUACUAGGUAUUCUUCUCAAUACUAUGCGUAACCCCCUUUCAAUCCAUGCAUGGCAGCAACAUGGGUCACCAUGCUUUAUGUUCUCAUUCUUUCAACCUCAUGAGAGUUGCUAUUCCAUUUCAGGAAAUUGGAAGCUUGAUCCCCACGCCAUAUGGACCUAAAAGCAAUUAUUGUUUAGCACACCGCACCAAGCGCAACCGUUCGUCAAACCCAUGCAUAAUUGAGGAUAUUAUUGCAGGGUCGGAAGAAUAAAAGGAAUCGAACGAUCGGCUUUUUAAUAUGAGGUUCAUCCUGCACGAAUCGGGAACAUACAUGAUGUGGCAGAUGGCGGCAGUAGUGGAAAGAGAAGCUUUCUUUCUCGAGCAUCCUCUUAGCCGAGGAAAACCGAGCUGGCCUUGGGGUAUUGUACUCCCGUGGGCCGUGACUUGAGUGUUUGAGGAGCUAUGGGGAAAGCAUCUGAGUGGUGGAGCGCUAGAACUGCACCGUUGCACUUUAAAAGUCAAAGUAAAAAAAAAAAGUCUCUCAGUCC
This is a messenger RNA of Blastomyces gilchristii SLH14081, 4837 nucleotides long. RefSeq lists its product as uncharacterized. The record is from RefSeq and is a predicted model, not a curated record. The transcript is spliced from 3 exons. Lineage: Eukaryota; Fungi; Ascomycota; Eurotiomycetes; Onygenales; Ajellomycetaceae. The coding region runs from base 1708 to 2013 and encodes 101 amino acids.